Xylaria bambusicola is the source of this 1302-nucleotide messenger RNA. Its product is annotated as DNA-binding domain of Mlu1-box binding protein MBP1. Gene Ontology annotation, cellular component: nuclear membrane complex Bqt3-Bqt4. The transcript has 3 exons. Lineage: Eukaryota; Fungi; Ascomycota; Sordariomycetes; Xylariales; Xylariaceae. The record is from RefSeq and is a predicted model, not a curated record. Gene Ontology annotation, molecular function: DNA binding. Gene Ontology annotation, biological process: mitotic telomere tethering at nuclear periphery; meiotic attachment of telomere to nuclear envelope. Bases 1 to 1302 code for a protein of 433 amino acids.
AUGGUAGCCUCGCGACAUCUCCCCAGCAAGGCCAAUCCCCUCAUGACCGAAGACCUCCCAGUCUAUGCUGAACUCGUGUCGCGUCGUCGCCUGGGCCAGACUCAGCUCACUCCCAAGAUGGUAGCAGCCAGCGCUGCUGGAGAGGUUGAUGCCUCAGCUCUGGGCGUAUUCGACUACGCACAUCUUCGGGCCCCCUUACCGAAGGGGAUCACAUCGGGCAUCUUCAAGUCUUCCCCAAGCUCCUACUUCCUAAUGCGCCGAAGCCAGGACGGCUAUGUUUCCGCGACUGGCAUGUUCAAGGCAACCUUCCCAUAUGCUGAAGCUUCAGAGGAGGAAGCUGAACGCAAGUAUAUCAAAUCACUACCUACCACGAGCCAUGAAGAAACAGCCGGCAAUGUAUGGAUCCCUCCCGAGCAAGCGAUGGCGCUAGCAGAGGAGUAUGGUGUUACCCUUUGGAUUUCUGCUCUGUUGGAUCCAACCGAGAUUGCCAUCACAAAUGCCCCAGAUAGCCCUCCGAAGAAGAUCGCGGCGCCUCCUAAAUUCGAAUUCACGGGCUUGGUACAGCCUUUGCUAGCACCGCCCACCCCUUCCUCAUUACCUCGCAGUACUCGUAGUCGCCGUUCCGCCAGUCCUUCCAAGAAGAGAGCCAUUGCAUCUCCACGCAAGCGGUCGACCAAAGUACCUCCUGCGCAGAUUGUUCCUAGCGAGCCUCUACCUGUUCAAGAAGAAACGCCUCUACCUGUUCAAGAAGAAACAGAGCCUGAGACGAAUGGUGUGCAGACAGAAGAUACUACUUCUACAGCUCCCACCGAAGACAUUACAAUGAAGACUAUUGAGAAAGAACCCGAGCUUGUGUUCGCACUCGUCGAGGAGGAACCCAAGAUACACAUCAAAUUCGGCCAAGAAGUUCAAUUCAACGCUGGUGUUGAGACAACGCAGACAGCUGUAGAGGUCGAGCUUCCUAUUGCAAACGGCCCCCCUAGCGUAGAAGAGGCUGCAGAGAUGAUUGCAAAAGCAAAGGAGAUGGUUGCGGCGGCAGCAGCUGAAUCUAUGGGAAACGCCAAGACUGAUAGCUUAUCCAGUGAGAACAGCAAAGGGAAGCGCAAGGUUGCUGAGAUUGCUGACGAUGAUGAAGAGGAGCAACCUAGCGAACCGUCCGAUGAGCGUAGUUCUAAGAAAGCGAAAACGGAGAAGACGGAAGUACAGUUGCGGAAAGAGCGCGUCAGAAACCGAGCUUUGGUCGGUCUGAGUGCAACUCUCGCUAUUGGUGCUCUGAUUCCUUACGUUAUGGGCGUAUUUUAA